Messenger RNA from Hemicordylus capensis (graceful crag lizard), 942 nucleotides. RefSeq names its product olfactory receptor 6B1-like. The transcript has a single exon. Lineage: Eukaryota; Metazoa; Chordata; Lepidosauria; Squamata; Cordylidae. Gene Ontology annotation, molecular function: G protein-coupled receptor activity; olfactory receptor activity. Gene Ontology annotation, biological process: G protein-coupled receptor signaling pathway. Gene Ontology annotation, cellular component: membrane. The record is from RefSeq and is a predicted model, not a curated record. Bases 1 to 942 code for a protein of 313 amino acids.
AUGGAAACCACAGAAUGGAGAAAUCAGACAGUUGUUACAGAAUUCAUUCUCCUUGGAUUUGGAGACAGCAGAAAGCUACAUAUUAUUUCCUUUCUCCUGUUUCUAGCCAUCUACGUUUUUACCACAACAGAAAAUAUUUUCAUCAUUGGAUUAAUAGCAUCCAACAAUCAUCUCCACACCCCUAUGUAUUUCUUCCUGGGAAAUUUGUCCUGCAUGGAGAUCUUCUACAUUUCAAAUAUCUUGCCUAAACUAAUUGCCAUCUUCCUGACUGGGGAUAGAAGCAUUUCAGUUUGGGGCUGUAUUGUCCAGUUUUAUUUCUUUGCCUCCCUGGCUUCUACUGAAUCUGCUCUACUAUCUGUGAUGUCUUAUGAUCGCUAUUUGGCUAUAUGCAAACCACUGCAUUAUGUAACCAUUAUGAACAGUAAGGUCUGCCUCCAUAUGGCAGCCUGGUGUUGGCUCAGUGGGUUUGCUGCAAUACUGGUAGUACCACAUUUGAUGUCAAGAGUAAUAUUCUGUGGUCCAAAUAUCAUUGACCACUUCUUCUGUGACCUUACUCCAAUAAUGAAAAUGUCUUGUGGUGAUAUACAUGAACUGAAACUUAUGACCUUCAUACUUGCAUUCAUGUUCAUCUUGCCUCCAUUUCUGUUGACUCUAGUCUCUUACAUUUUCAUACUAAGAACCAUCCUGAAAAUCCCAUCAUCUACUGGAAGGCAAAAAGCUUUUUCAACUUGUUCCUCUCACCUUAUUGUGGUUACCAUUUUCUUUGGGUCGCUAUGCAUUGUUUAUGUGCUUCCAAGGACUGAAACAUUACGGGAACUCAACAAAGUUUUCUCUGUCUUUUACACCAUCAUAACACCUCUGGUCAACCCUCUUAUCUAUAGCCUGAGAAACAGGGAAGUAAAGGAGGCCUUUAGGAAAAUUUUCAGGAAAAUACAUGUAUAG